This is a messenger RNA of Saccharomycodes ludwigii, 707 nucleotides long. RefSeq names its product 40S ribosomal protein eS6 (gene RPS6A). The transcript has a single exon. Lineage: Eukaryota; Fungi; Ascomycota; Saccharomycetes; Saccharomycodales; Saccharomycodaceae. Gene Ontology annotation, molecular function: structural constituent of ribosome. Gene Ontology annotation, biological process: translation. Gene Ontology annotation, cellular component: ribosome. The record is from RefSeq and is a predicted model, not a curated record.
AGUUGAACAUUUCUUACCCAAUUAACGGUUCCCAAAAGGUUGUCGACAUUGAUGAUGAACAUCGUAUCCGUGUUUUCUACGACAAGCGUGUUGGCCAAGAAGUUGAAGGUGAACACGUUGGCGAAGAAUUCAAAGGUUACGUCUUUAAGAUUUCUGGUGGUAACGACAAACAAGGUUUCCCAAUGAAACAAGGUGUUUUGUUGCCACACAGAGUUAAAUUGUUGAUGGGCAAGAACGUCUCUUGUUACAGACCAAGAAGAGCUGGUGAAAGAAAGAGAAAAUCUGUUAGAGGUGCUAUUGUUGGCCCAGAUUUGGCUGUUUUGUCUUUGGUCAUCAUCAAACGUGGUGAACAAGAAUUGGAAGGUGUUACUGAUACUGUUGUUCCAAAGAGAUUAGGUCCAAAGAGAGCUAACAACAUCAGAAAAUUCUUUGGUUUGACCAAGGAAGAUGAUGUCCGUGAUUAUGUUAUUAAGAGAGAGAUCACUAAGGGUGAAAAAACAUACACCAAGGCUCCAAAGAUCCAAAGAUUGGUUACUCCUCAAAGAUUGCAAAGAAAGAGACACCAAAAGGCUUUGAAGAUCAAGAACGCUCAAGCUCAACGUGAAGCUGCCGCUGAAUAUGCUCAAUUGUUGGCUAAGAGAUUGUCUGAAAGAAAGCAUGAAAAAGCUGAAAUUAGAAAGAGAAGAGCUUCUUCUUUGAGAGCUUAA